CGGGCUGCUGGGGUCUCCAGUCGCUGCAAUCUGUUGCGCCGCCGCCCGCGGGAGCCGGCAGAUCCGGGUCUCGUGGCUUAGAGUGACGUGGUCAGUCGAAUCAAAACAGAGGAGGGGAGGAAGUCAGCGGCCAGGAGCAGCAGCGGCCGCGGCGUCCCGAGCAGCCGCAGCGUUCCGGAAGCUUCAGGCGGUUUUUCUGCCGAGCCUGGGUCCCGGCCCCCAUCCUCCCCGCCCCGUCGGUUGUUGUCUGGGCGGAUUUAAACAGUCAAGUUAAACUGGGAAAUCAUGGCAGAAGGUGGAUUUGAUCCCUGUGAAUGUGUUUGCUCUCAUGAACAUGCGAUGAGAAGGCUGAUCAAUCUGUUGAGGCAGUCCCAGUCCUACUGCACAGACACAGAAUGUCUUCAAGAAUUGCCAGGACCUUCUGGUGAUAAUGGCAUCAGUAUUACCAUGAUCUUGAUGGCCUGGAUGGUUAUUGCAGUGAUUUUGUUUCUACUGAGACCUCCUAAUCUAAGAGGAUCCAAUCUUACUGGAAAGCCAACCAGUCCUCAUAAUGGACAAGAUCCACCAGCCCCUCCUGUGGACUAACUUUGUGAUAUGGGAAGUGAAAAUAGUUAACACCUUGCACGACCAAAUGAACGAAGAUGACCAGAGUACUCUUAACCCCAUUAGAACUGUUUUUCCUUUUGCAUCUGCAAUAUGGGAUGGUAUUGUUUUCAUGAGCCUCUAGAAAUUUCACUUGCAAGCUUAUUUUUGCUUCCUGUGUUAUCACCAUUCCUUUUUACAGCAUAUUUGAGUAAAUGAUUAUAUUAAAAAAAGUUACAUGGGCUUUUUUGGUUAUCCUACACUUAAACAUUCCACUCAUUCUGUUUGUAACUGUGAUCAUAAUUUUUGUGAUGAUUUCUGGCCUGAUUGAAGGAAAUUUGAGAUCUCUACAUUUAAAUAUUUUAAAUAGUUUUGAUAGGUUUUAAAAUUGCUUUUUUUUUUCAUUAGGUAUUUAUAAAGUUACUUGGGGUUGUCUGAGAUUGUAUGAAAAAAAAUUAGAACCACACUGUAUUUACAUUUACCUUGAUUUGCGGGUGGCAGUUAUCUCUAGUUCUUGGGACUGUGGCAGCCUUUGGAAUAUUUUACAAUUCUGUGUCAUCCACUACAACUGGCUUAUAUGGCUAGAAAAGGAAGGGAGAAGAAAUGAAAUAGUUGUUUACUAAGUUUUUUAUUCCCGUAAAAAUGUCUAAUAUUAGGAGAACUUUAAACAUGAUUUAAAUAUGGUGGAUGAUUUACAGUCCAUUAUAGCCUUACAAGGUUUGUGAAAGGAGGAAAAAAGUUAAUUCUUUCUGCCUUUGCCAAGUAUAUUCUAUACAGUAAUAAUUUAAGCUAUAAUUUAUUUGUUAAAUGGGUGCCUCUCAGGAACCUUGUUUUCUGUUCUAACACUUCCCUGUUAAAUGGAACUAUCUUAAAGCUGUAUUGGGGACCUAUUUGGUUACUGAUAUUUGAAUGCUCUUUACUUAUUUAGUCUAUUUUUUCUGUGAGGAAAAAAUUGAAUCUUUUAUUAUCCUUCUUACUUUAAAAUAUAUUUGAUGAAUUCUUAGUUUACUCCAAGGGAGAAGGAGGAAAAUGAAAAACCAAUCAAGGAUCUUUUUCUCACCCCUUAUCUCAUUCUUGUUUAGUAAUAAGAUGGAUUGGGGUGAGGAGGAGCAUUAAUAUAAGUAAAAUUUUGAAAUGUAUGAAAAGUAAAAGGUUGCAUUGUUUUGCUCAGUUUGAAAGAAAAUACAAAUGGCAUAAAAACGAAGUCUGCAUGACCUAUGUGGUUAUGGAAUUUUUUCUUAGCAAGUGAUUACAGAUGGUUUAUGGGGGCUAGAAGAUAUUUUGCUAUCAAUGUAAGGAUUUUCCCCCCAGAUGAGUCUAGCUUUUCACUGUAUUGAUCUGAGAAAUUACUUGUAUGAAUUAAUAAACUUCUCUAUAUCAUUGUACUGUUUAAUAGAGUCUCUGAUACAAUUGUGUGAUGCUCAUAGGGUAUUUUCCCCCCUUUAUUAUGAUUACAUUUUAGGCCAUAAACAUUUUAAGGGCUUCAUUCAUUAUAUAAUCCAAUAUUGACUGCUUGCAUUCCUUUUGUGCAUCUUGGCUUUGUGCUUAAUUUCUUGACAUAAUAUAACCUACUCAAUUACUUUAUGCUAAUUGAAGGGUAUCAUAACACAGGUAAGUCAAAUCUUGGAUAAUUGAGCACCAGAGGUUUAAAGUUCUUCCUCUUGCUGGGCCUGGAAACCUUCCCAGCUUUAUAGCUGUUAGAGUAUUUAAUGCAGAAAGGGCAGGAAUGGCAUAGGAUGGAGCUAAAUCUCUGUAAGCAUUCCUUUUUCUGCCCUUGCCCCCUAGACUUUGAAGGCUUACACAUAUAUCCUAACAGUCUUUUCUCUAAGCUGCUAGAAAGCCAAUCUUUGGCAGAGAUACUGAUGUAUUUUCUGAAUCUGUGGCUCACAAAUAAUUGAGAAUUGGCUUUGGUUGAGGCCAACUGGCCUAGACCUGGAAACAGAAUGUCUAGUGUUAGCUAGAGACCUGCAAAUCUAGAUUCUUAUUCCUGGUUCUUCAUUUCUGUUAUGCACACUUAAUUGAUAGUACAUCUAGAAUAUUAACCUUUUCUAUAUGGACCAUCUAUUUAAUUAGCAACAAAGCUCCUAGAGAAGUAGUUUUGGUUUUUUUGCUUAUAAAAUUUCUCCGUAUUCCUGAGAAAGACCAUGUACUACUGCAUAUAAAGUAUUCCUGUUAACCUAACUAGUAAUUUAUAUUAUUCUAUUUAAUUCUUAAACUUCUACAUGUGGCCUUCUUAUUGAGCACACUCUUAGUCAUUACUUGGCUUGUAAACAUUCACCUGAACUGUGGCUACAAUCAUUUUUAAAUAAUCUGGAAAAAAGAAAGCUAAAGCUUCACAUUUUAAUUUUUGGCUCUUAAAUAUUCCACAACUAACAUUAAGUUAAUUUUAUUUAAGAGUGAUUUGAUGUACCUUAUGCAAAGUAAUGUUUUCUUUCCAUAUGGAAAAAGUUAACAUUGGAACUGUGUAUAGUAAACAAUUUUAUCAUGUAUCUAUCCAAGCACUAUCCCAUAGCCAGCAAGUCAUAUUUUAAACUUGCAGAGAUUUUCCAAAGUAACUGUUAGGUUCAGCUAUUCCAUGGUUACUUCUAGUGUCAUUGUGUGGUAUGUGAUGUGGUAGUAUUUAUAGAAUUACUGAAUUUUUAUAUUUUCAAAGAAACCUUGGAAAUUUAUCACUCUGAAUUAAAGUCUGUCACUCUAAAUAAACAUGUGCUAAAAUUGGACCAGCGCAUCAGCUUACGACACAAAAUAGCAACUUGAAGGAGAAAUGAAGCGUUUACACAUAAUGGAUUAAAUUUUUGUUGUUGCAAUAGUAGGUUUAGUCUUAACAUAAUAUUUCUAAAUGAAAAAUCAUAUGUAUUUGUUACCAUGUCUGAUGAUUGCUUUGUUAAAAGCAAAAGUGGUCAUGUGAUGUACUAAAUAUUAAUUGCUGUUUUUAAAUGUUUAAAUCAUGCCAAACAAAUCAUGUCUGUGCCAUCCAGGGUUUAUGGUAAUCUUUUACUGAGUACUUGGACUGGGAUAAAGGGCUUGUACUAUGCACUUUUUAUUAAUGAAUAAAUAGAAAACGUUAGUAA
Neofelis nebulosa (Clouded leopard) is the source of this 3653-nucleotide messenger RNA. RefSeq names its product small integral membrane protein 14 (gene SMIM14). Bases 286 to 585 code for a protein of 99 amino acids. The record is from RefSeq and is a predicted model, not a curated record. The transcript has 5 exons. NCBI's taxonomy places the organism in Eukaryota, Metazoa, Chordata, Mammalia, Carnivora, Felidae. Gene Ontology annotation, cellular component: endoplasmic reticulum.